Molecule: messenger RNA, 699 nt
Organism: Centruroides sculpturatus (bark scorpion)
Lineage: Eukaryota; Metazoa; Arthropoda; Arachnida; Scorpiones; Buthidae
Exons: 3
Coding region: 224-580 (118 amino acids)
Cellular component (GO): extracellular region
Molecular function (GO): chitin binding
Source: RefSeq, a predicted model, not a curated record
UUGUUGACGAUUGAAAACGACAUUGUGUUUCGUCAUAGAGAAAGACCGUUAUUCGAUUUUUCAAAUUUUUGAAUUUCGAACGGUCCAAUCGAAUUAGAAACGAAUACCUUUUCGAUAAUGUUUGACCCAUAUUGGAAUUACCGGUUACAAAUUAGGUUAGGUAUGCGAGCAUAGGUCGACGUCACUAACCGUUUAUUUUCCUUACAGAAAAAUUAUUUGAAAAAUGUGGAGAAACUUGGCGAUCAGUUGUAUAUGUUGCGCAGUUUUAACUCUGGUCUGGGGGAAAGCCUUAUUGAGAUCUAAACGAUGGGAAGAAUUUCCUGACGUGGAAUUCACGUUUGAUUGUAGCAAUCGUCCUAUUGGAUUUUACGCAGAUUUGGAAUUCGAAUGCAAAAUAUUCCACAUGUGUGACGCAUACGGCCGAAGAGUACCUCAUAUAUGCCCCAAUGACACUAUGUUUAAUCAACAAUACAGAGUAUGUGAUUGGAAUCACAAAGUGAAUUGUAAAGAUGCACCAAAUUUUUACCAUCUAAACGAUCUUAUUUACGAAGCACCCCCUCCAAAAGAUGACAGACCAUAGUGUGAUCGUGACACCUAAUUUUGUCCGUCCUGAGUGGGCGCCAUUACAAAUUUCUGUACAAAAUAUGUGAGAAUGUAAAAGACUGUAUGACGUACCGAAAAAAAAAAAUAUAUUAUUAU